UUAGCGAUUCUUACUAUUUGCAAAGACAUACGAAAUCUCUCGUUUUUCCAUCAAAAUAACGCGAGAUUGUGCGAUCAUGUCCUCCGUGGUCCUGCUAUUUCUUGGUGCGCUACAAAGUACCCCAGCACCAAGAAAAAAACCGUGACAAAUCAUUUAGUUCAACUGGCUUUAUUACUUUUGAGUCAACAGCUGCGUCGUCUACGGUAACCAGUACCGGCAGCCUUCUGAUAUCUACAGCAUCCUUCCCCAUCAGAAAACCGGGACACCGGUUCCAUUUACCGGUCAACCACCGCUACCGCUCCCAACAACGCCACCCACUAUCCCCAAUCCCUCAACCGUGAAACACCAGUCGUCUGCUGAAUAUGUACAUGUACUGAAGCGCUUCUAUUGGUACGGUUUUUCCCAAACAGAACCCGAGGACGUCAUGGUGAAGCCCGGAGAGUUUCCGUUUAUGGUCAGCCUGCGCGGGGACUACGGGCAUUUCUGCGGCGGUAUCCUGCUGACGCCGACGCAUGUCUUGACCGCCGCCAGUUGCUUCAUCCGAUACACUGAAAAAUGGAGCGAUCAACUCACCGCGACGACGGGUAUCUUAUACCAACCGGAAGUCUUCCCUGCCAACACCGUCGGCAUCCAACGCGUCAUCUACCACGCCGAUUUCCAUGAUUACGACAACAAUAUCGCCGUUAUCAAACUGACCAACGCCACCACCGGGUCCCUACCCGGUACCCCGCGGUCCCUGGGGGCCGGUCGUCAAGCGGCGGUUGGGCAUUUGGUGACCGCUGUGGGGUGGCGCAUCACCGGGCCCCAACACUACCCGAUGCCCAGUAUGCCGUACCAGCUGUACAAAACCCAGCUGCGCCUGGCUAAACCGGAGGAAUGCAGCAGCGCCGAGGGUUUCGGUAACGGUACCGGGAAACUUUGCGCGGUCAGCCACAACCUCACCGUCUGCAAGGUAAGGCUUUUGAGCUCCUCGGCUAGUUUAGCUUCCAAAACCCCUUACUCGGUUUUUGAUAUCAAAGUCUCGAUUAACAUUUCAAAAUUUCUAUUUUCUUUAUACAGAAAUUUACAGAUUUAACACAUACGUAGGUAUGUUGGUAUUACUAUUGAUAAAAAUACUUGCCUAUUUAUUGAAUGUAUGUUUAUCGAUUUUUCGUUUAUAAUAUUUUGGUAUUACCAUUACAUAGUGUCAUAAUCCAAUCACUAUACUGAACUGAUGUUUACCUAUAUAGCGGUUAAUUUCGUUAGUACUGGUAGUCUCGUAUUAAUAUUACGCACUCGGUCGAAUAAUAGAAUGGAUGAUGUCGGCGGCCCAUUAGUCGACGUAAUUCAGUCGAAACCAAAGCUGAUCGCCUUAGUCAGCCACGCCAUUCGAGGGUAAGACUAGUUUAACACUACUUAUGACCUUGGACAAAAUUAAUGCACGCUAAUAGUAAGUACCGUUUAUGGCAGUUGUCCGGUUUCCGGUCCCGUGGUGCUGACGGAUGUACGCCACUUUGAUGACUGGAUCAACGGCGCUGUGGAAGCGGCCGACACUCCGCAGAAACCCUUUCCACAAGGAAAAUGUCUGGGUGAUUGUGGGCAGCCGGCGAAAAUGCAGCGGUAGAUGAACGACUUUUAACCCCACGAAGAGCCGGACAUGGCGGAUCUCGCCCGGCUGUGUUACUCUUCAGCCUUUGCUGAUAUUCAUUUUGCCACUGUUGCUUACAUCACUAACGAGUCAGUGUAAUGCGCGUUCUCUAGUGGAUUUUCUUAAAGAGUUUGUGAUGUGCUGGGGCAUGAUUAAAGCGCACGAAGGAAUCGGACUUUGUUCGCAGGUUCCUGCUA
This is a messenger RNA of Paramacrobiotus metropolitanus, 1824 nucleotides long. Its product is annotated as transmembrane protease serine 11D-like. The transcript has 2 exons. Gene Ontology annotation, molecular function: serine-type endopeptidase activity. The record is from RefSeq and is a predicted model, not a curated record. NCBI's taxonomy places the organism in Eukaryota, Metazoa, Tardigrada, Eutardigrada, Parachela, Macrobiotidae. Bases 425 to 1075 code for a protein of 216 amino acids. Gene Ontology annotation, biological process: proteolysis.